Molecule: messenger RNA, 4032 nt
Organism: Adineta steineri
Lineage: Eukaryota; Metazoa; Rotifera; Eurotatoria; Adinetida; Adinetidae
Source: the annotation of a GenBank genome assembly
AUGGAACCUCAAACAUCUAAUCCAAGUCCAUUUUUACGUGCGAAUAAAUGGUCACGUUUCUUUCAUGGCUGGAUAACAGAAUUAUUAAAAAAAAGUCAUAAACAAGGAACACUUGAUCUUACUGAUCUGUACGAUAUUCCUUCUUAUCUCGAUGCAACAAAACUUACUGACAAGCUCGAAGCAAAUUGGUUCGAUGAAAUGAAACGAUCUCCACAAAAGCCUAGUUUAGUUCGAGCAACAGUUCGUACAUUAGGAUGGACACCACUCCUUAUAGGUCUCCUUUUAAUCCCUAUCUCACUACUAAAUAUCAUCCAACCAUUAAUACUUACGUUUCUAAUGAAUUUUUUUGAACCAUGUUCAACAAUGUCUAACUGGACAGCAUGGUCUUUAGCUAUCAGUAUCGUUUGCAUUGCUUUCUGUGCUUCCUUUAUUAGUCAUCAGAAUAUUUAUCGAACUAUUCUUCUUGCAUUGGAAAUGCGUAUUGCUUAUAGUGGUCUUAUCUAUCGUAAAGUACUUCGAUUAUCAACUCAUUCAAUGAAUAAUAUCAGUUCAGGUAAAAUCAUGAAUUUAUUAUCAAAUGAUGCUGGACAAAUUGAACUGGCACUCUAUUUUAUCAAUAAUUUAUGGAAAACCCCAUUGGAAAUCAUCUUAGUAACCUGUUUCUUUUGGAAAUAUGUUCAAUAUAUGAUAUUCGUUGCUCUUGGCUAUGCUCUAUUACUUUUAAUUGUUCAAACAAUCUGUAGUCAACUUAUUUUGCAUUUUCGAACGAAAAUCUUACUUGUAACGGAUGAACGAGUUAAGAUUAUGUCUGAAAUUAUUAAAUCAAUGCGUAUUAUUAAAAUGUAUUGUUGGGAAUCAGCAUUUAGUAAAAAAGUUCGUCUUAUAAGAAAACGUGAAAUUAUUCAAUGUGCUUUUCGUUUGAUACUGGAUUGUAUUCAAACAUUAUUUACACAUACAUAUACCAAUGUAACAUUUGUAUUAAUGUAUACUACAAUGUGGUCAUUAGAUAUUCGAUUUGAUACAAAAUUUUUUGCUAUAUCUAUGUGUAUGCUUGUUUAUAUACGAGCAAAUGUUAUUCAUUCAUUUACAAUUGCUAUCCGUAAUUUUGUUCAUUAUAUGGCUGCUCAAAAUCGUAUUCGGACAUUUUUAUUACUGGAUGAAUGUGAACGAGACAAUCGAUUACUAUCUACAUCAUAUUUGAAUCUUGUACCAAAAUCGGAUACAAUAGAAAACGAAUUAAUAAGCAAAGAUCGAUUACCACAGAUAAUAUGCAAUAUAAAUCGAGCAUUAUGGGAAAAGGAUGGAACAUUCGCGUUAAAAAAUAUUGUAUUUAAUGCAAAUCCAGGUGAUUUGAUCUGUGUUAUUGGACCCGUUGGUUCUGGCAAAAGUUCUUUAUUACAAAGUCUUUCAGGCGAAAUCGCUUAUUUUGAAGGAAAAAUUCGUCUACAUGGUUCAUUCUGUUAUGUUCCUCAAGAAUCUUGGAUAUUUUCAUCAAGUAUAAAAAAUAAUAUUCUAUUUGGUAAAGAUUAUGAUCAUAUAUUAUUCCAACGUGUUAUUCAUGCAUCUGCAUUACAAACAGAUAUAGAACAAUGGUCGCAUGGUGUUGAAACUCUUGUUGGUGAUCAAGGUUUGAUGUUAUCUGGAGGUCAAAAAGCUCGAGUAAAUAUGGCACGAGCACUUUAUCGAGAUGCUGAUAUUUAUCUAUUGGAUGAUCCAUUAUCAGCUGUCGAUGUUAAAGUAUCCAAACAUCUUUUUGAAAAAUCGAUUAAGAAAUAUUUACGAAAGAAAAUUUGUAUUCUAACAACACAUCAAAUACAAUUUUUACAAGAUGCUACAAUGAUUAUUGUUCUAAAUAAUGGUGAAGUAGUACAUAUGGGAACAUAUGAAAAAUUGAUUACAUCUUCUGAUUCAUUUGCUCAUCUACUUCAUGAUAUUAAUCAACAUGAACUCAACGAACAACAAUCAGUUGAUUUACAAAAUCAAAGAUCGAUUAUUGAAUCGAAAACAUCGGAAAGUAACGAUAAAAAAGAUGCAUCAACCUUACCAACUAAUGUUGAAAUCAAACAAGAAGGUGCUAUUAAAUGGCAUGUUUAUACUGCUUAUUUACGAGCUGGUAUUGGUCUAUUUAUUGGUCUUAUUUUGAUGACUAGUAUAUUCUCAAUUCGAGAACUCAUUGUUAUUUUCAGUGAUCGUUGGUUAGGAAAAUGGACUGAAGAUGAAACACAUCGAUAUCGUGUUUUCAGUAAUUGUACAAAUACUUUAAUAAAUCCAAUACUAUUGAUGAAUAAUACUGAAUGGAAUAAUCAUCGAUAUCGACGGUUCUAUAUAUAUUGUGGUUCCGUACUUGUUCUUUUUGUUGUCACUCUAAUACGUGUUGUUGUCACAGAGUUUGUAUUUUUAAAUGCGGGACGUGUUCUUCAUAAUAAAAUGUUUCAUCGAUUUGUACGAGCUCCUAUCUCAUUUUUUGAUAUCAAUCCUAUUGGUCGAAUGUCAUAUCGUUUCACGAAAGAUGUAUCAGUUAUGGAUGAUAGUCUUCCGAUUAAUCUAUUUGAACUAUUUCAAUGUAUUUUCAAAGUAUUAGGUACCGUGGUUCUAGUUAGUUGGAUUAAUCCUUGGUCAUUUAUUCCAGCAAUAAUAGCAGUUGGUGGAAUGAUAUUUAUACGUUAUCGUUUUGCAAGGUGUUUACGUGAUUUAAAACGUCUCGAAGGUAUAUCACGUAGUCCAAUCUAUUCAUAUAUGACAUCAACAAUUCAUGGUCUCAAAGUUAUUCGAUCUUAUCAUGCUGAACAAAUGUGUUCGGCUGAAUUUCUCGCACAUCUUAAUAAUGGUUCGCGUGUUAAUUUUCUGAUAUCAACGGUUAAUCGUUGGGCGGCAAUAAGAUUCGAUUGGAUCACCGUAUCAUUUAUUGGUCUCGUUACAUUCUUUGCAAUGAUUGUACGUGUCGUUCAAAAUUAUCUUACAGCUGCUGAUAUUGCUCUUAUUCUUUCCUACAGUCUCAAUCUUAUGGGUACUCUUCAAUGGACAAUUAGAUUAUCCGUUGAUGUCGAAACACAAAUGACUGCAGUUGAACGAGUACUUGAAUAUUGUUCUCUUGAACAAGAACCACCAGCUCAAGUUUCAUCGGAUCAUCGUCCACCAUCAAACUGGCCUUCUGAAGGUCGAAUUGUAUUCAGUAAUGUUUCGAUGUCUUAUUCAAGUGAUGAACAUGCACCAUUUGUCCUUCGUAAUAUUACGAUGACUAUAAAAAGUGCUGAAAAAAUUGGUAUUGUUGGAAGAACAGGUGCUGGCAAAAGUUCUCUUAUUCAAAUACUCUUUCGCAUGGGCAUUUUAGUCGAUGGUCAAAUUAAAAUUGAUAAUAUUGAUAUUACAUCUGUUGGUUUAGAUGAUAUACGAAGUCGAAUAUCAAUUAUUCCACAAGAACCUGUUCUUUUUACGGGUACUAUGAGAAAUAAUCUUGAUCCAUUUGGUGAAUAUUCAGAUGCUGAAAUAUGGCAAGCACUUGAACAAGUUCAAUUAAAGACACUCGUUGCAGAUGAUAUGCCAAAUGGACUUCAAUCGAUAGUAACAGAAAGUGGUUCUAAUUUAAGUGUUGGUCAAAAGCAACUUGUAUGCUUAGCACGAGCUAUUUUGAAAAAGAGUAAAAUUCUUGUUGUUGAUGAAGCUACUGCUAAUGUAGAUAAUGCAACAGAUGAAUUGAUUCAACGAGCAAUUCGUGAUAAAUUUCGAGAAUGUACAGUUCUUACAGUGGCUCAUCGUCUACGUACAGUGAUCGAUAGUGAUCGUAUUUUAGUACUUGGUAAUGGUGAACUACUUGAAUUUGAUACACCUGAUGUAUUACUUUCAAAUCCAUCUUCUCAAUUUGCUAUGCUUGUCGAACAAUCAGGACCAGCCGAAGCUGAAUAUCUUCGUUCACUUGCUAGAACUACCGUCAUACAUCCACAACUGGAAGAGGAUAAACUCAACUGUAAUGAUGAUUUCUCAGAAUAUAACAAUGAAGAUGAUCCUCUUCUUUUAUCUCAUAAUAAAACGUAA